Molecule: messenger RNA, 813 nt
Organism: Carassius carassius (crucian carp)
Lineage: Eukaryota; Metazoa; Chordata; Actinopteri; Cypriniformes; Cyprinidae
Product: EF-hand calcium-binding domain-containing protein 4B-like
Exons: 5
Coding region: 187-813 (208 amino acids)
Molecular function (GO): calcium ion binding
Source: RefSeq, a predicted model, not a curated record
CAGUUCUCACUCAAAGCCAAAGUGAAGCUGAAGUUUAAAAUCAAGGCUUGUUAAUCUGUUCUGCUGCAUGCACACAAGCACAUAUACAACACUGGGACCCACAGCAGAGAUUCAGUUCAAGACAACAAUGCAUGCAUAACAUCUCCUCAGUUAAUCAGGAAAAUCUUUGCACUGGAUCUGUCUUUGAUGUCCAGCCCGUUUGAGUCACGUCUCUUGACUGCACUGCAUCCUGACCUCUUAAAGACAGUCGAGGCAAGUUAUACCGGAAUCAUGUCAGAGACUGGACAGGAUAGAUCUACACAGGUCAUAAGCAGUGGCUCAAAGCAGGAUGAGAAUCAGGAAAAGUCAAGCAAAAGUUUGAAUAAGGAGGCAGGAGGGGGACACAUUGCUAUGUUGGACAAAAUAGAGGACUUUUUCCAGAUCUGUGACAGUGAGGAAAUGGGCUUCAUCACACGUACGGAUAUGACGAGGCUCCACAAAAAAUUGCCCCUCACUACUGAGGAACUGGAGAAUGUCUUUGACUCACUAGAUCUUGACAAUAACGGAUACCUGACGCUAGAAGAGUUUUCUUCUGGAUUUAGUGACUUUCUUCAUGGACGGAGAGUCUCUAUGUCAGAGGAACUAAUGUCUACAUCGUCUCAAAUAGUUCCAGAAGCUCUUGAUCAGAGUUCCGGGAAUGAACAGAUGUCAGAGAACAAGAAUGACGAAGAGAGACAUUUCAGCAUGUUGAUGGAGAGCUUGGGUGCUGGCAAUGUAUUUGAAGAGUUACCCAAAUUAGGUUCGCGACCUGUGGGCUCAGCUCAGGAAAGAUGA